UAACCAUCCUUGAACUGAAGGAAUACUGCGAAAGAUAUGUGUCUUGUACCUUCCUUUAUACCUUCUUGUAUCCUGUCCACUCCUGUUUAUAUUGCCUCUGUCAAAUCCUUUGAGUAUCUCGUAUGUCGUUAUCAUGUUUCCCCUGGUGCUCUUAGGUUCAAAUGUAUCUGUUAAUCCUCCUGUCUCCGCUCAACACGACUUAUAUUCUCCUCUAUACACACUAAGAGUAGCUACUCUACCCACACUAAGAGCAGGUCCUAUAUCCACUCUAAGAGCACCUCCCCCACAGAUAGUGGUGACGUAUGAAGACUCAAUGGACACCAGUCGUCACGUGAUCACUCUCAACAUCAACACUGGAGGCUCGGGGUUCGACCCCACGACCCUCUACGACCCCGCCUCAGGACGACUUGGGAUUGUCUUCCGGCUGGGAGGACUGUACCGCAGGCGCCGCUACUCCCUACAGGUCGUGGCCUUCCAGGGUUCCAUCCGCGCUGCUCACUCCAGACUCGCGUUCCUCACCGGAGAAGACGAUGGAGAGGACAAGCUGUACAACCUGACGGGAAUCAUCCUAGUGCUGGGGAUUUCGACGAUCAUCAUGGUGGUGGUGAUGGUGUGUGUGGGUUACGAGAAGCUCAUACACCAGAAGAAGGAGGAAUGCUGCAGCUUCAUCUGCUGCAGAAAGCGUAAGAAGAGACCACCGAAGUCGUCCAUAUCACCAGAGCCACUCGUAGUCCGUGACGGUAGAGGAGCUGGGGAGAGCCCCUCUACAUCCUCACAGAGAUACUGAGGGUCGCUGCGAGUACAGCUCCUCAGUCACUCUCAGACGGGUUGUAUUAUGGGUUUCUCUUCAAAACGUAUUGAGAAUAAGUGCCUAUUAUUAGAUUCGAAUAAUUUUGUACAACUCUGUGGAUGAACGAAGAAUGCUUGGUGCCUCUCUCUAGCUUUUACCACUAUUGUAUUAAAUUCUUUUAU
This is a messenger RNA of Cherax quadricarinatus, 972 nucleotides long. RefSeq lists its product as uncharacterized. NCBI's taxonomy places the organism in Eukaryota, Metazoa, Arthropoda, Malacostraca, Decapoda, Parastacidae. The record is from RefSeq and is a predicted model, not a curated record.